UUGGUUCAUUAGUGUCGAGGACAUGUGAGUCAGUCCCAGAGCUGCCGUGAUCGUGGGAUGACCGAGGCGCACACUCGCUGUCUGAGAGCCACGCAGCGCGUCCCGGCCACUGCCUCCAGUGUCCGCGCCGCCGAGGAAGUGAAAGGGGGGGGAACGCUCUUUUCUGCGCCUGGCUGCUCGGCGCCAUUCUGCUCGCGCGGCUGACUGUGGAUAAAACGCCACCAAAUCACCCAUUACUACACUUCGCUUGUUGUGGAUGCACCGAUGAGAGAUCCAGUUUUCACAGGGACUGCGAUGGCUUAUCACCCUUUCCACGCGCACCGGCCGACCGACUUCCCCAUGUCCGCCUUCCUCGCGGCCGCUCAGCCUUCCUUCUUCCCGGCGCUCAGCCUCCCUCCCGGCGCGCUCACCAAACCCAUCCCGGACCACGGCCUGGCCGGAGCGGCGGAGGCUGGGCUCCACCCUGCCCUCAGCCACCAUCAGGCGGCUCAUCUCCGCAGCAUGAAGAGCCUGGAGCCGGAGGAGGAGGUCGACGACGACCCCAAAGUCACUCUGGAAGCCAAGGAUCUUUGGGACCAGUUUCAUAAACUCGGGACGGAGAUGGUUAUAACCAAAUCUGGAAGGAGGAUGUUCCCCCCGUUCAAAGUGCGCAUAAACGGCCUGGAUAAAAAAGCCAAAUACAUCCUGCUCAUGGACAUCGUGGCGGCGGACGACUGCCGCUACAAGUUCCACAACUCCCGCUGGAUGGUGGCGGGGAAGGCCGACCCGGAGAUGCCCAAGAGGAUGUACAUCCACCCGGACAGUCCGGCCACCGGCGAGCAGUGGAUGGCGAAGCCUGUUGCGUUCCACAAACUCAAACUGACCAACAACAUCUCGGACAAGCACGGAUUUACCAUCCUGAACUCCAUGCACAAGUACCAGCCCCGGUUCCACAUAGUCCGGGCCAACGACAUCCUCAAGCUGCCCUACAGCACCUUCCGGACCUACGUGUUCCCGGAGACCGAGUUCGUGGCUGUGACCGCCUACCAGAACGACAAGAUAACGCAGCUGAAGAUCGACAACAAUCCGUUCGCAAAGGGAUUCAGAGACACGGGCAACGGCCGCAGGGAGAAACGGAAGCAGCUGAGCAUGCCGUCCCUGCGGAUGUUUGAGGACCAGUGCAAAGCGGACCGGGACGCGGCGGACUCGGACGCCUCCUCCGGUGAGCCUCCCGCCGGCAAAGACUCGGUCCACUCCCCGCUGGGAGCCGCUCCGAGCCCGCUGAGGUUCAGCAGGACGAGCCGAGAUGAGAAAACGUGCACGGACAGCGAGCACGAGCUGGAGCAUCAGGACGAGCGCUGCACCACCUCCAACAGCCCGGGACCCGAACCCGUGUCCCCCUACAACUCCCGCUGUGACGAGCGUGUGAGGGACCAGUCGAGCGCCGAAAAGAAGGAUGAAUCUGUCUUCAGCAUCAGGAACUUGGAGAAAGACAAAGCAGAGAGCCGUCACAGGAAGGACGCCGCCGACGCGUUGACAAAGGACUCGGACACUGCUGCAGGAAUCGCUGUCAGUAAGGACGCCUUCUCACCCCUCGUGGUGCAGACCGAGAGCCCGUCACACUUCAGCCCGGGUCACUUACAGAGCCUGGCCCUGUCCGGCCUGCAUAGCCAGCAGUUCUUUAACCCUCUGAACGCCGGCUCACCUCUGCUCUUUCACCCCGGCCAGUUCGCCAUGGCGCCCGGAGCCUUUUCAGCCAUGGGCAUGGGGCAUCUACUGGCCUCUGUAUCUGGAGCAGGUGGUUUGGAAAACGGUAGCCUCUCUGGCCAGGGCGCAGGUGGAGCAGCAAACCCGUUCCCCUUCCAUCUGUCCCAGCACAUGCUCGCUUCUCAGGGCAUCCCCAUGCCUCCAUUCGGAGGUCUCUUCCCGUAUCCCUACACCUACAUGGCGGCAGCAGCGGCAGCUGCUUCAGCUUCAACCCUCCCAACGACCAGUUCCUCCAGCCCGCUGUCCAGGAACCCGUUCCUGGGCUCGUCGCGACCCCGACUCCGCUUCAACCCGUACCAGCUCCCGGUGUCACUGCCUCAGAGCUCCAGCCUGCUCACCACCGCCCUCCCCGGCAGCCUCAAUGCCAGCUCCGAGUCCUCCAAACCGAGCAGCAGGGAGACGAGCCCGGCCCCGGAACACCACAGCAGCCACAAGACAGGGGGUGCCAGCGGGAGGGCUGGAUCCCCCAAAACCUCCAUGAAGGACUCUGUAAAUGAGCUCCAGAGACUGGUGAGUGGUCUGGAGGGCCAGAGGGCUCGCUCCCCCACUGCAGACUUGUCCAAGUGAUGAAGACUUUGUGAAUGGAUGAAGGCUUUUUGAACAGCAGGAGACUGAGGUGCAGAAGUCCUGUGCAGCACAUUAGAGUCUGUGAGGACAGGCUGACCGACGUGGGCUGCUGAAGGCCGACACUGAUCUUUUGUUUUUUGGAACAAAGAUGGAGACAUUCAAAAUGUAGUCCAAAUAAACUACGAGUGUUCAGGGUUUUAUCCAGAGUGAAGAACGCUAUCAAACUGAAUCUGUUGUCACAAGCUCUUUAAGACUGUCUGAACAUUGCACUCUGGAUUACACUUCUACGCCGACGACUACAUGGUGUCCGUACAUAAAUAAAACACAGGCGGUCCCCAGAUGAGGAACGAGUUCAGCUCCUGUGGCUGAAAAAUACCUGGACUGUGACAUAAAUGGAAACUACAGCUUAACUGGCUGCAACUUAAAAAAAAAAAAGAAAAAAAUUAUUAAUGAAUUGUUUAAUGUAUAGCAUAUCCACAAAUUGUGACAAUGACCAUAUGCCACUGGUGUUCAAGGUGAUACCUUCAAGUGUCUUAAUUUGUCUGAUAAACUGUCCAAAACCCAACAAUGUUAAAUUUACUACAGUUUAAAACUGUAAAUUAUUAUAUUUGACAGCAGAAUGUUUGAAUUUUUUUAGUUUUAUUUUUUGAGGAACCACAAACGAUGAUAAUUGACAUUCAUGAUUCAUUUUCUGUUGUUUUCAGUGCUCGUCUAAACUAAGGCAGUUUUUGCCUGAACACACCUUAAAUAAAGCCUCCGUGUAUCUUUACUCAAAGCUGCAGGUUUCCAUUAAAAUAAGAAAAACUUGCUGUAAUUUGUACAUACAUCAUGUGCGCAAUUACAGAUGCUCGUUUACGAGGUGGGGCCACCUGCUGGUGGAAAUUAAUAAGACUAUCAAUAGUUACAAAAACCUGAUCAAGUCAUGAAAAUCAUGUGUGACUUGUUUUAAUCAGUGUCCCUACAAAAUAAAAUCUAACUUGAUCGCUUUCUGUGAUAUCGGAGUCACUGAGCCGAUAUCAGCCCGACAUAUCGAACUGACACCUGAAGUCCAAAGUCCAUUAUUCUGGGUUCAACUUGAAGUGUCUAGGUUCCAGGCCCAGCCUAUAGUCCAGGCUGAGCUCCAUCUAAAAACAUUUCUAGUCCCAUUUUGCUCCCCACCCCUCAAAAAAAAAAAAAAAAAAAAAAAAGAAAACCCUGAACAUUUUACUUUUCAUUUCACAGCAGUAAAUUCUUUUUGAACUAUUUAUGUAAUUAAAAAAUUUAAUUCUGUAAAUAAAGCUAAGAUCCAAGAAUAUGCAAUCGGUAUUAAUUUAUUUAAGGCUGUAUAUUAGCGUGUAUAUAUUUUGAAUUUAGCUCUUUUUUUCCUGCCCAUUGAAGGUAAAAUAUAAAGUGACUUUCGUGCUUGUUGUUGAUUUGAGGAGACGUGUGUGCCAUGUUGAGUCUGCAUCCACCGACAAACUCAGAGGAACGGAGAGCACCACCUCAGGUUAUUUCACUCCAGCCAGGAGACAGCGGACGCAUCACUCAUAUCUAUUCAGAAAUAUAUUUAAAGAUGAAACUAUCUUCUUUAUGCUGGUUGUCCGGGUAUUUUUUUUUUUUUUGAUUGUCUCACAAUUUCAAUAAAAAAAAUCGUUGUGCUGAAA
Messenger RNA from Thalassophryne amazonica, 3956 nucleotides. RefSeq names its product T-box transcription factor 2b (gene tbx2b). Lineage: Eukaryota; Metazoa; Chordata; Actinopteri; Batrachoidiformes; Batrachoididae. Gene Ontology annotation, biological process: positive regulation of DNA-templated transcription; regulation of transcription by RNA polymerase II; cell fate specification. Gene Ontology annotation, molecular function: RNA polymerase II cis-regulatory region sequence-specific DNA binding; DNA-binding transcription factor activity, RNA polymerase II-specific. The coding region runs from base 265 to 2313 and encodes 682 amino acids. The record is from RefSeq and is a predicted model, not a curated record. Gene Ontology annotation, cellular component: nucleus. The transcript is spliced from 7 exons.